AUGAUGCUGAUGCCAAUAAAAAACAUGAUCGGGAGAAGAUCAUUCUCAAGUUCCGCUUUUCUUAAAUCAAAACCAAGACAUUUGGUAAAUACCAUAGAACUUUCGAAUGAAGAGUUGGCCUCGUUAGUCGGUAAAGCUGAAGCAUUCAAGAAGCAAGUCAGAUCAGGCAACUCUGUACCUAUUGAGCAACAUCAAAAGCUUUUAGGGAAGCUUGUUGCAUUACUCUUUUCCAAAAGAUCUACAAGAACAAGAAUUAGUACUGAAGGCGCUGCUGCUUACUUUGGAGCACAACCAAUGUUCUUGGGGAAAGAAGACAUCCAAUUGGGAGUCAACGAGUCUACAUACGACACUACCAAAGUGAUUUCUUCUAUGACAUCGUGUAUUUUUGCCAGAGUCAACAGUCAUCAAGAAAUACUCGAUUUGUGUGAGCAUUCUUCUGUUCCAAUCAUUAACUCAUUAUGUGACAUGUACCACCCAUUGCAAGCCAUUACCGACAUCUUGACAAUAAAAGAAGCAUUUGGAAAGACUGAAGGGUUGAAGUUGGCAUGGAUCGGAGAUUCAAAUAACGUCAUCAACGAUUUAGCGAUUGCAUCAUUAAGAUCAGGUAUAUCGGUGGCAAUUUCGAUCCCAAAGGACAUCGAAUUUGACCCCGAAGUUGGCAAAGCGGCCUCCGAAAUAGCCAGUGACAAGGGCUUAUCAUUUGACAUAUUCCAUGAGCCAUCGAAGGCAAUUGAUAACGCUAACGUCAUUGUCACCGACACAUGGAUCUCAAUGGGCCAAGAAUCCGAGAAGCAAGCCAAGAUGUUACAAUUCGACGGCUAUCAGAUAACCCAGAACAUGAUCUCUCAAGGAAAUGCUUCGUCCGACUGGAAAUUCAUGCAUUGCUUACCAAGACAUGCAGAAGAAGUAGCAGAUGAUGUGUUCUACAGUAAAAACUCCUUGGUAUUUGAGGAAGCUGAAAACAGAUUAUACGCCGCAAUGGCUGUUAUAGAAGCCUUUGUUGUUAACAAAGGUGAUCUACUUAAAUAA
Debaryomyces hansenii CBS767 is the source of this 1029-nucleotide messenger RNA. RefSeq names its product DEHA2A06292p. The transcript has a single exon. The record is from RefSeq and is a predicted model, not a curated record. NCBI's taxonomy places the organism in Eukaryota, Fungi, Ascomycota, Pichiomycetes, Serinales, Debaryomycetaceae. Gene Ontology annotation, molecular function: amino acid binding; ornithine carbamoyltransferase activity. Bases 1 to 1029 code for a protein of 342 amino acids. Gene Ontology annotation, cellular component: mitochondrion. Gene Ontology annotation, biological process: L-citrulline biosynthetic process.